This is a messenger RNA of Maniola jurtina (meadow brown), 2402 nucleotides long. RefSeq names its product LIM and senescent cell antigen-like-containing domain protein 2 (gene stck). The record is from RefSeq and is a predicted model, not a curated record. Bases 231 to 1250 code for a protein of 339 amino acids. Lineage: Eukaryota; Metazoa; Arthropoda; Insecta; Lepidoptera; Nymphalidae. Gene Ontology annotation, biological process: positive regulation of integrin-mediated signaling pathway; cell-cell adhesion; cell-cell junction organization. Gene Ontology annotation, cellular component: cytoplasm; cell-cell junction; focal adhesion. The transcript is spliced from 9 exons.
AAAAAAACUACUAGUUUUUGACUUUUUUUGUUUAUAUAGAAAUUUCAUUUAAUUUUAGUUUUUCAUUUAUUAUUGACCAUAAUAUUUGCAUUUUGAUAAUUAAACUGGUGUAUUACGAUAUUCUAAAUUGUUUGUUAAGAACCGUUUUGAGUGACUUCAAGGAAUAAAAGUUCAGAAUAAAGCGCAAGAAGUACCUAACUAUUUAUAGUAUUUUGAAUUAGUGGUGAAAAAUGCCUGGCAUUGCUACCAUGUCUUUGGACAAUAUGUUUUGUACCCGAUGCGGGGAUGGUUUUGAACCGAAUGAGAAAAUUGUGAACUCCAACGGUGAACUUUGGCAUACAGGCUGUUUUGUAUGCGCACAGUGUUUCCGAGUCUUUCCAGAUGGAGUAUUUUAUGAAUUUGAAGGUCGAAAAUACUGCGAGCGUGACUUUCAAGUGCUGUUUGCACCUUGCUGUGGAAAGUGUCGUGAGUUUGUGAUUGGUCGUGUGAUAAAAGCCAUGAACUCGAACUGGCACCCGGCGUGCUUCCGCUGCGAGGAGUGCGGCGUGGAGCUGGCGGACGCGGGGUUCAUCAAGCACGCGGGGCGCGCGCUGUGCCACGCGUGCAACGCGCGCGUCAAGGCUGACGGCUUGCAGAACUACAUCUGCCAUAAAUGCCACGGCGUGAUCGACGGCGAGCCGCUGCGGUACCGCGGCGAGGUGUACCACGGGUACCACUUCGCGUGCGCCACGUGCGGCGUGGAGCUCGACCACACCGCCAGGGAGGUCAAGAACCGACCCGGCUACGCGGCCAAUGACGUCAACAAUCUCUUCUGCCUGCGUUGUCACGACAAGAUGGGCAUCCCCAUCUGCGGCGCGUGUCGCCGCCCCAUCGAGGAGAGGAUCGUCACCGCGCUCGGCAAGCACUGGCACGUUGAGCAUUUCGUAUGUGCCAAGUGCGAGAAACCGUUCCACGGACACCGCCACUACGAGAAGAAGGGGCUGGCGUACUGCGAGCAGCACUACCACCAGCUGUUCGGCAACCUGUGCUACGUCUGCAACCAGGUCAUCGCGGGAGACGUGUUCACUGCGCUGAACAAGGCGUGGUGCGUGCACCACUUCGCGUGCGCGGUGUGCGACACGGCGCUCAGCACGCGCAGCAAGUUCUACGAGUAUGACGAGCGCCCCGCCUGCCGCCGCUGCUACGAGCGCCUGCCCGCCGAGCUGCGCCGCCGCCUGCGCCGCGCGCACCACUACACCGUGCGCCGCUGAGCAAGCGCUGCACCCUGUGCGUGGAGGAGCACAAGCCACAACUCUCCCUACACCGUGGGCCGCCACUAGCUUGCGCUGGAAGCCCAUCCCGCCCUCCACUUAUGUUCCGGGUAGUAAAUGCUCAGAUACGCCAUGCUUCGGUGCAUCUAACCGUAACAUGCACCGCGGGUGAAUUAAUUUGAGUAUUCAUUUAACUUAUUUAGUUUUUUGACAGUUGUUAUUGUUAGAUCCGUGGUCUUAUUACAAACAAUGACGCAGUUUAAACCCAUGCAUUGAACAGAAUAGACAAGGAUUCUAGUAUAAACAAGGUAAACACGACAAUGGUAUCAUUUCUCUCCAACACAAGCUCUAAACUAAAUUGAGACGUCUAAAUAUAGUGCUAUCCUUUUCAAUGUGUUAUUAACUAAAAAGGAUAACAUAAUUAAAUUAUAAACUUUUCAAUUUAGUUGAAAGUUUGUGCACAUCAGAAUUGGUAUCAACUAUUUCAAACAAUUAUUGUUUCCGCAAUAUACCUGCCACAUAUUUUAUUCAUUAUACUUUUAUAUGCUCCAUACUGCAUUUUUAUAACGAAUAAAUUCAUACAGUUAUUUAGCUUUAAGUAUAUUUUGCCUAAUUUAACACACUAAUAUAGGGAUAAAUUAAAUGCCAUGCCACACAAGGCAAAUAAAUGUAUGUAAUCUAUAUUAAUGUAAUGUUAUAAAUGCGAAAGUGUAUGUUUGUCUCUUACCGUUUUACGACUAAAACCAAUUGGAAAUCUUCCUGGAAACAGACAGACCGAAGCUUAUUAAUAUCCCGGGAAAUCAAAGAGUUACCUGUGUGACCGAUUUUGAUGAAAUUUGAUAAAUAUAGUUAAGUCUCUGGCAUCAUUUAUUUAUUUUUAAACAGUCAUAAUUGUCUGCAAUUUGAUUCAAUAACCAAAAUGAAUAAUUUUAUUUUUAAUGUCGUAACACUAAUAAGUAGUUUUAGUCAGUGUUAAAUGUUGAUGAAUGAUCUUAAGUGCCUUUAAUAAAUAAUUAUAUUGUAAUCUGUUUUAAAAUGAAACAACCUCAAUGUAAUAAUGUAAAUGAUAAGACUUACUAAAUGUUUAUUAAAAUUUUAAUAAUUAUAUUUUAAUCAAUGGUGCUUAAUGUUUUGAAUAUAAUGAUUGGACUA